AGAACACAAAACCCCAAUAUAAAAAGUUGACCGUACUUUUCUCUGGGAUGGCACUGUUUGAGAAUUAAAGCUCGGAUUGCGAUUAAUAUCCAUUUUGAUAUUCCAUUCCAACGAUUAUUGAGGAUUGGAAAGCAACAAAACUUUUCUAUGUUUGUUUGAUCCAAUCCAGCAUCAUCAUCAUCCUUUCCACAUUCUUGUCUCUCCCUCUCGUACAUAACUAAGAGGAAAGGAAGUCUACCCAGUCUUUGAAAAUUUCCCCCUUUCCUCCUCCUCCUCCACCCCUCUUCAGAAAUUCCUCUAAAUUCAUCUGGGUUUUGCUCAGCAUCGUUAUUUGGGACGCCAUGAAUAUCUUCUCGAAGAAACCCACAGCCAAAGAAGCUCUUCGGGAGAGUAAAAGGGAAAUGACACGCUCUACGAGAGGUAUAGAGAAGGAAAUUGGGGCAUUGCAAUUAGAAGAAAAGAAGCUUGUCGCAGAGAUAAAGAGAACUGCCAAAACAGGAAAUGAGGCCGCAACAAAGAUUCUUGCUCGGCAGUUAGUUAGGCUCAGACAACAAAUAGCAAACUUACAAGGAAGUCGAGCUCAAAUGAGAGGCAUUGCAACUCAUACACAGGCAAUGCAUGCUCAGACUUCCGUUGCUGCUGGCAUGAAGAGUGCCAGUAAAGCGAUGUCAGCUAUGAACAAGCAAAUGAAUCCCGUGAAGCAAGCAAAAGUCAUUAGAGAAUUUCAGAAGCAGUCUGCACAGAUGGAUAUGACUACGGAGAUGAUUUCAGAUGCUAUAGAUGAUGCUCUGGAUGAUGAUGAGGCAGAAGAAGAAACCGAAGAUCUAACGAAUCAGGUACUCGAUGAAAUUGGCGUUGAUGUUGCCUCACAGCUAUCAACAGCUCCAAAAGGAAGAAUUGCAUCAAAGAAUACUGAGGGUGUCAGUAGUUCGGGUAUCGACGAGCUUGAAAAGCGAUUGGCUGCUCUUCGAAAUCCUUGAGGAUUAUGAUAAACUCUCUUGAUUUUCAAUUGAGAUAUACUUGAUUUCGACUAGGGUCAUCUACUGUAUAUGAAGCUCACUCUUACUCUCACUCUCUCAUCUUCCCAAUUGAGCAUGAAUGUUUCUUGCCUUCUUGAGAUAAUGAAAUUAACCAUUAUGCUUGAA
Messenger RNA from Cucumis melo (muskmelon), 1145 nucleotides. RefSeq names its product vacuolar protein sorting-associated protein 2 homolog 3. Gene Ontology annotation, biological process: protein transport; late endosome to vacuole transport; endosome transport via multivesicular body sorting pathway. Gene Ontology annotation, cellular component: ESCRT III complex; multivesicular body. The transcript has 11 exons. The coding region runs from base 342 to 980 and encodes 212 amino acids. Lineage: Eukaryota; Viridiplantae; Streptophyta; Magnoliopsida; Cucurbitales; Cucurbitaceae. The record is from RefSeq and is a predicted model, not a curated record.